Acinonyx jubatus (cheetah) is the source of this 5558-nucleotide messenger RNA. RefSeq names its product aquaporin 4 (gene AQP4). The coding region runs from base 122 to 1093 and encodes 323 amino acids. Gene Ontology annotation, cellular component: basolateral plasma membrane; plasma membrane. The record is from RefSeq and is a predicted model, not a curated record. Gene Ontology annotation, biological process: transmembrane transport. NCBI's taxonomy places the organism in Eukaryota, Metazoa, Chordata, Mammalia, Carnivora, Felidae. The transcript is spliced from 5 exons. Gene Ontology annotation, molecular function: water channel activity.
UACAGAGUCUUUCCACCCCUUCACUCCAAAAACCCAAUCAGACAAGUGGCCGUAAUCUGACUCCCAGUGCACUGGGAGCUGUGGGGCAGGCAAUGAGAGCUGCACUCUGGCCAGGGAAGGCAUGAGUGGCAGACCUGAAGCAAGGCAGUGGGGUAAGUGUGGACCUUUGUGUAGAAGAGAGAGCAUCAUGGUGGCCUUCAGAGGGGUCUGGACUCAAGCUUUCUGGAAGGCAGUCACAGCGGAAUUUCUGGCCAUGCUUAUCUUUGUUCUCCUCAGCCUGGGAUCCACCAUCAACUGGGGUGGAACGGAAAAGCCCUUACCUGUCGACAUGGUUCUCAUCUCCCUUUGCUUUGGGCUCAGCAUUGCAACUAUGGUACAGUGCUUUGGCCACAUCAGCGGUGGCCACAUCAACCCUGCUGUGACAGUGGCCAUGGUGUGCACCAGGAAGAUUAGCAUCGCCAAGUCUGUCUUCUACGUCGCCGCACAGUGCCUGGGCGCCAUCAUUGGAGCUGGGAUUCUCUACCUCGUCACACCUCCCAGUGUGGUGGGGGGCUUGGGGGUCACCACGGUUCAUGGAAGUCUUUCUGCUGGUCACGGUCUCCUGGUGGAGUUGAUAAUCACAUUUCAGCUGGUGUUUACUAUUUUUGCCAGCUGUGAUUCCAAACGGACUGAUGUCACUGGUUCAGUAGCUUUAGCAAUUGGAUUUUCUGUGGCAAUUGGACAUUUAUUUGCAAUCAAUUACACUGGUGCCAGCAUGAACCCUGCCCGAUCUUUUGGACCUGCGGUUAUCAUGGGAAAUUGGGAAAACCACUGGAUAUAUUGGGUUGGACCAAUAAUAGGAGCUGUCCUCGCCGGUGGCCUUUACGAGUAUGUCUUCUGUCCAGAUGUUGAACUCAAACGUCGUUUUAAAGAAGCCUUCAGCAAAGCUGCCCAGCAAACAAAAGGGAGUUACAUGGAAGUGGAGGACAACAGGAGUCAGGUAGAGACUGAUGACCUGAUCCUAAAACCUGGAGUGGUGCACGUGAUUGACAUUGACCGGGGAGAGGAGAAGAAGGGGAAAGACCCGUCUGGAGAGGUGUUGUCUUCAGUAUGACUAGAAGAUGGCACUGAAAGCAGACAAGAACACUUAGAACUGUCCUCAGAUUUCCUUCCACCCAUUAAGGAAACAGAUUUGUUAUAAAUUAGACAUGCGCAGGGUCAUUGGUUCUUGCCUCAUUAGUCAGUCUAGACAAGAAAUGUUUCACUAUUCUACCAAGGAGGAAUGGAAGAAGCCUAUUGUGAAUUCCAUAUCUAAAAAAAGAGGUCUUUUUAAAGUGUCCCCAGAGCAAAUAGGCAUCUAGUUUAUCUUGUUGCCAUUCAUUAAUUAUCAGUUUAAAAUGAGUAUCAAGAUUUGGUUAAGUCUUGCCCGACAGAACUUAUAGACAUACCUAUCAGCUUAUUCCUCCUCUACCAUGAAACCGGUAUUUGUCAAUCCUCAUUUGAGUGUUUUUUCCAGUAAGCCAAAACAAUGUGCCACAGAAUCGUGCACAUUGAACAGAGGAAAUAUGACAAGCUCUUUUGUGGGCAGCCCCCUCUUAAAAACUACCUCGGCAAAAGAAUAUUAACAAGGGUCAUUGCUAAUGAAUUAUUUCCAUUUAUAUUUCAAAUACCCAGCUUUCAACCUGAACUCUAAUUCAUAAUAUUCCUUCCUCUUCUUCAGUGCCCAGGGUAAUGUGGAAAGCCCAGAAAUUUGAAGAAUGUUCGGAAACCCUUUAUAUUUUUUAGUUCUAUCUAAUAAAAUAUCCAAAUCGUAAGAAAUACCUAUUAAGAUUCAGGACAAACAGACUCAUAAGAUCUUAUGGGAGUGGAGGAAAAAUUACCAUUAUAAAAAAAUCAUAAGGAAAGAGGCAAUCCAUAUUCUGGAAUCAAAGAGUUGAUCUGUUUUCAGUGCACAUCCUCAAAUACACCACAUGAGGUUAACGAUCUAUGCUUUUAACUACUUAACCAUUUUGCUUAUAUUUUUUAAUUUAUUGGCAAAACUGGGGGUUUUGUUUGUGACUUUGGUUAUCUAUAUUUAAACAUUAGCUGAGAUUUCUUUUUGAUAACAAGAACAUAACUAGCUGAAUCCUGACUUUUUGUGAUUAAGCUCUGCUCACUCUGAAAGAUAAAAACUGGCUGUCCCUGUCCCCGUUUCUGCACUCUGUCACUUCUCAUGAGAUUUGGUGAUAAUCUUCACCGUGCCUGUGAUGAUAUUUUAAUGAAUUAAAAUGCACGAGAGACAAGGAAGGCCAUGGUUGCAGACUAAAGGGAGAAGGCAUCAGAACACUCUGCAUUCAAAGCUGACUAGAUGACCAAUCGUUUAUUUGUAGAGAUAUUGUACGUCGUAAUGAAAUACAUCUUUAAGGUAUAUUCAUUACCGACUCGUUUGUCAGAAUACUUUGCUCUUCCUGUACUGCUGUGCCUUAAGUUGGGAGAAUGGUCUCUGGAAACCCCAGUCUCUAUCAUCUUAACCUAAACUUUAUCUUAGACAAAGAGCUGCAAAUGUCAAUUUCACUGAACAAAAGCUAGUAGUGGAACAAACACCCAUCACUGCAAAGAAUGGCUUAAAAUAAGCUGAUAAUCAAGGACUUUCUUCUCCCACGCGUAGUUCCCACUGUGUGCCACUUUUUAGUGUUAAUGGCAGUUGUGUGUCUGUGGCAGUGAGAUAAUGGACCACUGUUAAACCUGAUUCUCUUCGGUGCUAGGAAAGUGAUGCGCAAGGUUCCCAGGGAGUCAUCACUCCAGUGCAGCGCUUGGGAGUGCCAUUGGUGGUUUUUUGGUUUUUUUGGUGGGUUUUUUUUUUUUUUUUUUUUUUUUUUAUGGCAGAUUCCUAAAUCCCAGGUGCCUUUCUCAGAUGUGUGGCCAACCACAGCCUCCACCAGGGACUCCCAUCCUUUCCUGUUUGGAGCUGCUUCUAUAGAAGUAGGGUGAGAUUCUAAGGAUGGCUUGUGACUUUUCUGUUCAAAUGUUUGCACAAAAUACCACUAAAGGCUUAAAAUAGGGGCGAGGGUGGGGGGUUGGUGUUCAGCUCAAAAGAUAAUUCUAUCAACCAGCGGCAAGCAUAUUAGCUCAAAAGGAAGCCAGGUUAGCAAGGGAAAGUUAAACAGAUUUUUUUGAAUACGCUUACAAUUUACUGGCUUACAAUCAUUUUUAUUCAGCCAUAUGGUUUACUUCUUAUGCACUCACUUUUAUACUCACUUCCAGUUAGAGUAUUUAAUAGGUUAGUGCUGUAAUAAAAAAAAAAAAAAGGCAUGAAUGAUGUUUUUGUAGUUCGUUUUCCAUAGAGUGCCUGGCACUUAGUAGGUAUGUGUUAGUUAAUAAAAAUACAUGAAUUUCAUUUAGGAUUUAAGAAUGUAAAUAAUUUUCUUUUAACCUUGAUUUUGCUCAGUAUUUAAUAAAAGCUUGAUUUCAAGGACUACUAAGGGAAGGCAGUAUAAAUGCAAAACCCAUAAAAUAUAUUUUUGCAUUCUACUAUUUUAGAGGCGUGAAGUGAAUGAAAGCUUUAGCACUUUUUUCCCCCUGCAUAUGAGACAACAUAUUUUGUAUUUCACUCAAGCCUUUGCCACUAAAAAGUAAUGAAAUUGUACCUUUCUAAUGACAUCUAUGCAGCAGGGGUCUAUUGCCUUGUGGAUGGCACCAAAUUAUCCAAGUGUAUUAGGAGACGAGGGCUUUUUCCUUUAAUCCCUUCUUAUUAAUGAAGUGCAUCGUGCUGCUCCCAGGAGAGUGCUGCUGACAGAUAUACAGAAAAGAGAUCAGAGAGAAAAAACUGGAAGGACAUAAAUGAAUUAUACCAAGCCAGGAAGCAAUGCCAACCGCCUCUUCCCUAUGGAAAAAUACAACACGCUCCCCAAAUUGUAAGAUGGUCCCUACACUGAAAAGAUACAUAGUUCGUCAAAAGGUGUACAAAAAGAUAAAGAGUCAUUUUUACGUUGGGGGGGGGGGGCUUUCUUAAAUAUUUGGGGCCCAGAACUGGAAUGUAUUUUUUCACUGUUGAACUGGACAUUGUCUUCAAAGAGUCCUAAACUUUUACACUGGAAGGAAGUAUUUUCUGGUACCUAACUCAUUGCCUAAAUGUAAGAUCCCUACACUUUGUUUCUACUAUUUGAUGGUUUCCAUAAAUUCUUACACUUUCUGACUCUUUUCCUUAUGCAGUUGAUAGGUACUAGCUACAGCUGCCAUCAGUCUAGAAAAUUUUACAAAGAGAUUAGAAAUAUUUGAAUAACAUAUAUGAUAGCAUUAAACUACCUGAUUAAUUAUUAGAAGUCUGAUACCAAAUAGCACAUAAUAUUCUUCUUAGGCCAAGAAACCAGGCAACUUACUUACCGGUUUAAAUUCAAUAAUGAGCAGGGGCAUCUGGGUGGCUCAGUGGGUAAGGCAUCUGACUUCAGCUCAGGUCAUGAUCUCACGGUAGUGGGUUCAAGCCCUGCAUCGGACACUGUGCUGAUAGCUCAGAGCCGGAGCCUGCUUCAGAUUCUGUGUCCCUCUAUCUCUCUGCCCCUCCCCUGCUCAUGCUCUGCGCUCUCUCUCUCUCUCUCUCUAAAAAAUAAACAUUUCAAAAAAUGUAAUAAAUAAAUAAAUAAAUAAAUAAAUAAAUAAAUAAAUAAAUUCAAUAAUGAACAGGAAAAUUCCAAAACAGAGUAGCAAAUUCAAAUGCUAAAAUUGAUCCUGGCGAGGCCCUUUGUUGCAGGAUGUUGACACUAUCCCCACAUGUUGUCAGCAUUUGACAGAGCCAUUGCCUUUGUGACAACUGAAGAUAACAGUAGGAGCUCAAGAGAUACCCUUAAAAGACAAUAUAAGGCCAAUAUGACUUCUCAUUAUAAGCACUAUAGAUUGUGCAAAUUCAGAAUAUCUUAUAAAUAUCUUAAAUCUAAUAUAUAUCUUAUCUUAUUCUGUCUUUCCUAAUAUGUUUAUGGCAACAACAUUAUUAGGAAGACAUGACUACUAUCUGGAAAGUAUAAUGAACAAAACUCACUUUCUUUACUACAAAUUUUGUGUUUGUGCAUUGGUAUUAUACUACUUUAUAGAUCACCCCAAAAUAACAGUAACUUUUGAAUUCAUAGUUCUCUGAAAUACAUAGAAGGCAUUUAAUUCAGGGCUGAAAAACUGUGGCCACUCACUUUUGCAAAUGCCCGUACCCUAUGAAAGUAGUUACAGUGUUACCCAGGCAUGUUAAAAUCCAAAAGCUAAAAAAUACACCUAAUUUAUGUAACCUAUCAGAAUAUAUUUUUAGAUUCUCUUCAGGAUUAAUUAAAUAAACAUGCAAUUUGUGAAGACAUAGUUGUUUAUCACUUUUAUGACCCAAAUCAUGAUUGUAAUUCAUGAUCAACUGCUGAGAAUAAACUGAACAUAUGGUCAUAUUCACAAUUAUUUAUUAACUGAAAUGUUAUUCCAACGUCAGAGCUAAUGUUGAGAUUUAAACUGUAAUGUCUAAUGUUUGGAAUAAUCUAGUAAGCAUUAGCAUUGUGGCUGAUUUCCAUGAACUAUGUUGUAUCUCAUACUACUAAGUUUGUGCAAAUAAAGUUUUAAUGUUUAAAAGGUAA